AUGCCGCAAAACAAAUACCAAGCCGCAUUUCCGCCAAACGAAUCCGGAACCGUCACACAAAUGAAGACGUCAACGUGCCUGCACAGGUGGAUCAUCAAAGACUUCAACACGCACCUGGCAGAAUACAAGGGAUGCAUGAAGAGUUCCACGUUUUGUCAGCCGGACGAUCCCCGCACGUCCUGGAGAUUGCUCAUCUACCCGAACGGAAUUUGUGAGGCGAGAGGCUGGGUGAGCCUGUACUUGAAACUCGCGUCUCGUAGAGCGCGGUCCUUCAGAGCGAGAGCCGAAUUCUCUUUGAUCCGGGACGACGGAACCCAUGCCGCGCAGACGACCGUCGAAGCAGAGUUUCGAACCCAACAACCAACCUGUGGCGUUCCCAAAUUCCUGAAUAAGGAGCAGUUGCUGAAUACGGCCACCUCAAUGUUGCCCGACGACGCGCUCACGAUCGUCUGCAAAGUUACUGUGCUGGGUGAAAUCUCCCACACCGCGUACGCCACUGCCCCCGUGGUCAGGUCCGAGAAAGACUGCGACUUUACGGACGACUUUAAUCGUCUCUAUAGGACCGGACAGUUCAGCGACUUCGUAAUCUCCGCAGGUAAUAAGGAAUUUCGCGUCCACAAGGCUGUUCUGGCAGCGCGGUCACCGGUAUUCCUGGCCAUGCUUGUAAGCCCUUCGAAAGAGAGCCAAGAGGACAGAAUGACUAUAGAAGACCUAAAGCCGGAUGCGGUGGAGAAAAUGCUGGCGUACAUGUACACGGGCAAGGCGACAGGGAUUGGUAGCGUGAUGAACGACCUUCUGCGAGCGGCCGACAAGUACCAAAUGCCGUUGCUUAAGACGAUGUGCGCCGAGUGGAUGAAGUCUGAGCUGUCGGCGAAAAACGUGGCUGACGUGUUUCUUCUAGCCGCUACUUACAGUGUACCAGAGCUGAUGAUCUCGGCGGGGAACUACAUCAGUGCACACGCUGCGGAAGUGGUCAGCACGGAAGGCUGGCGGAGACUCGCUAACCUGCGCCCAGAGGUCAUGGCAGGGUUCUCCAGCUCGCUGGUCGGAUCGAAACGAGAACGAUACCCGUGA
Molecule: messenger RNA, 1074 nt
Organism: Ornithodoros turicata
Lineage: Eukaryota; Metazoa; Arthropoda; Arachnida; Ixodida; Argasidae
Product: speckle-type POZ protein B-like
Exons: 1
Coding region: 1-1074 (357 amino acids)
Biological process (GO): protein ubiquitination
Molecular function (GO): protein binding
Source: RefSeq, a predicted model, not a curated record